AUGGCGAAAGAGGAAGCUCGCAUCGGCGUCUACCGACAGAAGGCAGAGACGCUCGCCAAGGAACUGAAUGACAUGAACCUCGAGCUGCUGACCUUCAAUGAGUUCCUAGAUCGAGUUCGAAUUGGCGACGACGUGAGCGGCGUAAAGGAGGACGCGCUGGAGAUACGGCACGAAAACGAAGCUCUCAUCGCCAAUCUGGAAAAUGACUUCUCACGACUAAAAGGCUUUGAGGCGAUGAUCCGGAAGAACGAGGAGGAGCUGGGGGCGAUCACCGGCCGACUGAACGCCCUUCGAAGUCAGUUCAGCGAGGAGCAGCGCACUGAGUUUGGCAGUCUGCAGAAGGCGAGCGUCGAGCUGGGCAAGGAGUGUCAGUCGCUGGAGGGCGAGAUUGCCCAGUGGAACGGCCGCAAGGAGGAGGUGCUGGAGAGGACGAACCGAGAGGGCAGUGUCCUCAAGAUGCAGAUGGUCCAGGCGGUGGCCACUCUGCGCCAGCUGGACAAACAGCGCACCGAACUGACCAGCGCCGACAGUGGAGAGGAGAGCGAGCGGGGGCACCUGCUGGCGCAGGUCAAACGGGACAACAACUACAUCGCCUCGCUGGAAGCAAAGACGGAGGCGUUGGCAAAGGCGCUCGAAGAAGCGAACGGUGAGAUUGAGUUCUACCGAGAUGGGGCAAAGGUCAUCAAGUUUGCCGACCUGAAGCAGAAGGAGAAGACCUUUGAUGACUUUAUGGCGUCUUUCACUGAGGCCAAGGAGGACCGGCGACAGCGCAUGGAGACGGUCAACCAUGAGAUCACCGACAUCUCCAACAAGCUGGCUCGCUGUCUGAAGUACCUCAACAUUCUCAAGCAGAUCAGCGAUGUCUCCACUGGGGCGUACAACAUCCUCAACGAGCUGAUCAUCCAGAAGCGCAAACUGGAGCUGGAGCUAAACAAGAACCAGCAGAUGACGGCGAAGGCGAGCACUGAGAAGGAGAUACUGUCGAACAAGAUCGGCAAGCUGCAGGAGAGCAUCAACUCCUACUCGGACAUCUCCAAGCUGAAGGCACAGGUGGAGGCACGCCUGGAGAACACCAAACAGGCGACGGAGAAGGCCCGGCAGGAGAUGGCCGCCGUGAAGUUGCAGAUGGAGGGCGUCAGCAGUGAGCUAAGGGAGAUUCGAAUGGAGCUGGAGAAGAGCGCUGCCUUUGGUGAGGCGAGGCAGCUGGAGGAGAAGUUGCGGGCGCUGUUGCGCGUCAAUGAGACCCUCAAGGCGAAUGACAAGAGUCAGAUGAUGGGCGAACUGAAGAGCAUCGUCCUCGAAAAGGCAAAGACCUACAAUCAGACGUUGAUGGGCUUCUAG
Rhagoletis zephyria (snowberry fruit fly) is the source of this 1341-nucleotide messenger RNA. Lineage: Eukaryota; Metazoa; Arthropoda; Insecta; Diptera; Tephritidae. The record is from RefSeq and is a predicted model, not a curated record.